AUGGCGAAGAAAAUGAGAGCCUCCUCUCUUGCUUUGAGCUUCUUCAUGGCCAUGUACGUGGUUUGCGGGUUGAUUGGUGCAGUUUGUGGGGAUUCAUUAGGAGAUCAGUGCACAGACAACUUUCAGAAGGUCACGGCUUGCCUAACAUACGCCACCGCAAAGGCGGACACGCCGACGAAAGACUGUUACAGUGCUGUGACCGAUAUCAAAGACAGCAAGCCAGUGUGCUUGUGUUACAUUAUACAGGAAAUGCACAACGACACUAAUUCACAGCUCAAGAGCCUUGGUGUUCAAGAGGAUCGCUUGCUUAAGCUACCUUCUGUUUGCAAGUUGGCCAAUGUUAGCAUCAGUGACUGCCCAAAGCUUCUAAAUAUACCUUCAAGCUCCCCAGAAUACUCCGUCUUCACCAACAUUACUGCCUCGACUCCGACUCCGACUGCAACAACAGGGGUAUCAUCUCCGACAACGACUGAUGGGUCAAAUGGAUUUAAGCAUGGUCCCCAACUUGCAGGAUCCAUGGCGAUUGCUCUGGUCAUCAUCUUCUAUACAUUCCCAGAAGGGUUUGUAUCUACAUUUUGCACAUGA
This is a messenger RNA of Ilex paraguariensis (yerba mate), 585 nucleotides long. The record is from the annotation of a GenBank genome assembly. NCBI's taxonomy places the organism in Eukaryota, Viridiplantae, Streptophyta, Magnoliopsida, Aquifoliales, Aquifoliaceae.